AUGGACAUAUUGACCCACAUUGAGGCUUUAUUAAUCGAAAUCCAAGUGCUGGAGCUCAAGCUCAUCCACGACCAAAGACUUUGCAGGAUAGACAAUGCCCCAUCCCAUCGAACCCGGGCAACACAGCAUUUCCUGACACAAAAUACUCCCGAGUUCAUCAAACACACCGAAUGGUCUCCGAAUUCCCCCGACUGCAACCCGCUCGACGAUUCCAUCUGGACAGUCCUGUCGGAGGCUGUUUACAGGAAUCGGCAUGAGAAGUUUUCGUCUUUGGACUCCCUCAAGCAAGGCGGAAUAUGUGAUAUUGAGCAAUCAACUGUCUCCGGGAAGAGUUUUGACACGAUGGCAGCUCCUCAUACAUUCCUUGAUCACGAUGCUAGUUUUUUCCACGGAUUUGUGGCUUCCUUGUCAGUGAACAUCGUGUCUGAACUAGGAGAUAAAACGUUCCUAAUAGCUGCAAUCAUGGCAAUGAGACAUCCGCGAGUCGCAGUCUUUUCUGGAGCAAUGCUUGCUCUUACCUUCAUGACACUUUUUGCCGUUGUAAUUGGAUGCGCUGCUACCGUCAUUCCGGAGGUUUACACGCAGUAUGCCUCUGCCGCUUUGUUUGCUCUCUUUGGCGUCAAGAUGUUGCAGGAAGGAAUCGAAAUGUCUGGGAAUGAAGGGCAGGAAGAGUUCGAGGAAGUUCAGGCAGAUCUCCAGAAGAAAGAAGAGGUGAUCGAGAAUGCGAGCCUCAUGAUCCUCAUUCAAUCGUUCACCCUCACGUUCGUGUCCGAGUGGGGCGAUCGAUCACAAUUGGCCACCAUCGCCCUCACAGCCCGACAGGUGAAGUCCUUCGUCUUCCUCGGCCUCGGAUUCCAAGCGUCUUAUAAAGAAAUCAUUUCCACCAAUUACCAGAAUGUAUGGGGAGUGGGAUUGGGAAGCUUUUGUGGGCAAGGACUCAGCACUGCCUUAGCCAUCAUUGGAGGUCGAAUGAUUGCUCAAAAGAUUUCAGUAAAAAUUGUGACCAUUUUGGGUGGUUUCGUCUUCCUGAGUUUCGUGCUGUCCACAUUAUGCUUCCCUCCUGAUUGAGAUUGAUAGUAGAGCCAUAUUUUCCACUCCUGCUGCUGCUGGCCCCGAUCUACGUUUGUUCAAGACGUCCGGCCAUCAGAAAGUCACUUGGCAAUUUUAUUAUCUCUCUUUCAGGUGAGGAACUUAUUUGCCGUUUCAUUUUUAGUAUCUCGGACUUCGAAAAUUGUUACGCACACUCUGAGAAUUUGAGCAACGCGACUUAGCACUUAUCUAGAUCGAACAUUUUGGUUUUUAAAAUGCUCUAUUUUCUAUUGGUAC
This is a messenger RNA of Darwinula stevensoni, 1326 nucleotides long. Lineage: Eukaryota; Metazoa; Arthropoda; Ostracoda; Podocopida; Darwinulidae. The record is from the annotation of a GenBank genome assembly.